GCGGCAAAAGAUGAGAAGCUGUUUCGGUGCUCGUGGAAUGGUGAUGUCUCGACCUUCCAAGACUAUGUGCGGCGAGUUCGUCUUGCCUUCAGCCGCACCAAGAAGAAGCACCGAAAGCACCUGGCAGCUGACCUAGUGUCCCAGUUGACGGGACGCGCCUGGACGAUCACCCAAGAGAUCAGCCAUGAGAGGUUGGUCAAAGAAGAUGGAGCAAAGUACUUGGUACAGUUCUUGGAGUCCCAUCUUGCUCGAGUUCCUGUACCAGAUGCUGGAGCCAAAGCAGAAGAGUUGUUGGUGAAACUUCGCCGACCCUUCGGCAUGAGCAUGAGCACCUGGUGUGCCACUGUCCGUGAACAAUACCGACAGCUCCAACGAGCCCUGAAGCGUGCCGCUCCCCUUGCUCCCGUCGAGGGGAAAGAAACUUCUCCUAAGAGGUCUCCCUCGGUGCCCUCAACAUCGUCUCCUCCUUCUCCGACACGAUCCAGCCGAAAGACAUCAAAGAGGACCGUGCCCGAACCUGAGGCACCUGAUGACGAAGAAGACGACGAUGAAGAGCUGGACUUUGAGUAUCCUGACUCGCCUGAUGGUGAUGAUCCUGGAGAAGAAAGUGAUGCACGCCGACAAUGGCAUGGUCGUGGUCGCAAGGCGCGAUCAACAAAGUCAGAUUCAUCGGAUGAUGAUGACAUGCAGUGGGGAGUGCGGCUUUGGGAUGACAUGGAUUCGAGCCUUCCUGAAGUCCUACCACCCGAACUUCUUGGAUGGUUGAUGCUUCGUCGUAGCAGUUUGAGCCCCCAACAGCGCCUGAACAUCCUGGCCUCCGUCGGGAAUAGCUUGAAGGCUGAUGACAUUGAACGAGGACUUCGUGGAGCAGAAGAAGAACUUCGACUACACGAACGUGAUCCCGAUGGUCGAGGAAAAGGAAAAGGUGGGGCAAACCGCCCGAAACCUCGGGCCAACUUCUGGGUGGAGCAGGAUGGUGAAUGGGGCCUCUUGAUCGAGGACAACGAGGCUCAAGAAUGGUUAGAAGAAGGAACAGUGCAUUGGGUUGGACAUGACCUCUCCUCCAUCUAUGCUUCAAUGGAUGAACCUCCGACUCGUGCACAAGAGGUUGCUGGUCGCUCCGAUGGAAAUGGCUUCUGGCAUCAAGAUGAUGAUGGCGGCUACACCUUUUGGAGCAAAGCUGCCGAUGGUGAGUUCUACACUCAAGACCAAGCCGGAAUCUACUGGGCUUGGUCAGACUUUGAAGAAGAUCAAGUGUGGUGGUCAGCCACGCCGGAACAGCAGAAGGAGAUUUCAGAAGCCUAUGCGACCUAUGAAGGAAAAGUGAGAUCCUUUGCUGAAUCCCGCGCUCUUCUUCGUCACAAGAACUUGAGCAGAGGCUUCUAUCCGAAGAAGGGCAAGGGCAAGGGUAAGCCAUCCGGCUUUUCCAAAGGCAAGGGCGCGAAACCCACGUCCGUGCCGACCUUUGUGGCUGAAAGUCCGGGACCUUCGAAUGAUGUGUUUGCCACCUCCGGAACCCCUGGCAAUGCAGGCUACACCGGAUGCUUUGUUUGUGGGAGUAAGGCACACACUUUCCGCACCUGUCCGUCUCGCUCGAACACCGCUUCCUCUUCUUCUUCGAAGGGCUCAGGUAAGAUCUACAUGGUUUCCGAGGUUGAGGAGCCCUAUGUGUCUGAGGUCCCCGAGGUGAAACCCCAAAUCGAGAUUCCGCAGAUCUUGUCAUCUGAGGUCUUGCAGCCUGAACUUCAAGGCUAUGGCGUGCUCGAUACUGGUGCGACCGAAUCGGUGAGCUCGCUGGCAGCCUUGGAAUACAUCCAUCUUCGCAGGACUGAGUUGAUGGGUCAUGGAAACCAUGUGACAGUGAUCCCUGGACCUCAGAAGAUGUUUCGUUUUGGAAAUGGUUCCCUCCAGUUCAGUGAAUCCUAUGUGCACUUGAAACAAACUGUUGGACCUCACGAGAUCGACCUCGGCGUGUUCACUCUGGACUCGAAAGGAGUGCCCCUGUUGAUCGGAGUUCGCACACUUGAGAGGUUAGGGGCAAUCAUAGAUGUCCACCAGAGCAUGCUGGUGUUGAAGACUGUGGAUCCCCAUUUGGUGAUCCCUUUGAGAAGGUCACGAACUGGCCAUUUGCUACUUGAUUUGUGUUCGAACUGGCUGGAUGGAGGGGCAAGGAUCCUCUUCAUGCAGGAUACCACGGAUGCUGAUGACCGUGAAAAGGUGUUCGCCGUUCAAGAGCUCAGUGGGUAUCCUCAUGCUCCGAACUAUUCAUCGACUACCUCACCUUUGUUGAGCCCCUCUAUGACCUCCUUGUCUACUACCACGGCCUCACUACCUCAUGAACUACUUCACGACAGGUUCCACAAGGUUGAGGUCAAGGGCAGUCAAGUGCUUUGUGUCUCAGUUGAUGAUGUACAUGAAUCAGAACGUUGUGCACCGUCCUUCUCCUUGAAUGUGGAAACUCUUUUUCCCGUUUUUGAAGAGCCUUCCCUCAUGCAAGAAGUUGUUGAAGAACCUUUCAUUUUGGAAGAAACUUUUGGUGAUGCCACACCUUUUUCUUCGGCACUGUUGGCUGAACAGCGCAAUUCGGAUCUCGGCAUGAGCCUGAGAAUCUUGGCGAUCUUAGCGACCUCGACGCUCACCUCUCCUCAUGGCGGCAGCUACCACUCCGAAGAAGACUUCUACCACCCGAGCGAAGGGCAAGCAGCUGCUCGAGGUGACGAAUGCCGCCGGGACGUUCGAGGGAACUCACGAUCCAGCGCCACCUGGCCGCGGAUCCCCGACGGGAUCCAACGCCCAUGCCUACUGGGUGGCAUGUGCUCGAUGCCAACUCCGGCGAAGGUGAAGGAUUUGGGGAACUCCGCCGCCUACAGCCCGGACCUGAAGAACAAGAAUGUGGGAUUGGAUGCGGCAGAGAACUCCCUCGUGAAGCGGCUGGAAGUCAUUCGAGCUCAGAAGGAGCAAUAUCGUCAGGGGAAGCCCGAGACCAAGCCGAAGGCAAGGGCCACUCAAGGCUAUGUCAAGGAAGAGCAUCCAAGGGAUCCAGAGAUCUUGAGCCAGACGCCUGGCCGGAAGAGUCGAAAGCCGGAAGACGCGGCAGAGCUCCUGGAGUACCAGAACCGGACUUCCGAGGCUGAGAAGAUCCUAGACCUUGGAGCAAUGCUUUCAAAGUAUGACCUCACCGUGGAGAAUGAGGACAUGGAUCUGUGCACUGUGCUCUCACCGAAUGACCUAGUCCUUGACAAUUUGGCCACGGCUAUGAGCAAUGAUCUUUCAACGAAUGAGUUCACCCCUGAGAAUGUCAACAUCGAAUAUGAGGUGCCUGACUACUUGCUCGACCCGUUGAAGUACUAUGAAGCUCCGGGAGAGGAGCCAGAAGUCGAUGAAGAGCAGUACCAUGGAACUGAGGCAACCUAUGAGUUGACACCCGAGGAGGUGAACUUCAUCGAAAAGACACUCCAAGAGAAGAGAAUGGCCUUCGAAGAUUGCCUUGCCACGUGUUUGCCACCUUCGUCAUCACGCCCUGGGUUGCUGACUUCAAUGAGCCGCCGAUGUGAUGGGCGGCAUUCUCACACGCCCGUGAUGGGAGGAGAUUUGGCCAAAAGAACAGCUCUCUACACCCCAGCCAUGUGCCGUGCAGCCUGCCGAUGCUUUCUCGAGUUUCUUGAUCAGCCAAGAGUUUUUGUGGCACUUGAAGUAAAGAUUGAUAGAGAAGGCCUCAAGACCCUCACCGAGAAGGAGCUUUCCCAUCUGGCAGAGACGGCACUGAAGCUUCAUCGCCUUUGUGGGCAUCCAAGCGGGCCAGCACUGGUUCGCACCUUGGCUGCUAAGGGAGCUGAUGGGAAACUGCUGGCCGUUGCAGAGCAGUUGAAGUGCAUGGAGUGCCUUGAGGGGACCAUGAAGAAGCCAUCGCCAAAAGUGUCCCUCGAAAAGGAACAAAAGUUGUGGCGCACCCUCCAGAUCGAUGCCUUUGUGCUGAAGAAAGGUGACAUGGUGCAUCACUUCCUCUUGAUGCUAGAUGAAGCUUCGGGUUUUUCAGUUGUUCAUGAAGUGAUGGCCCACCAUGAAGAACAGCAUGAAAACAUUACAGCCCAAGCAACUCUGGAUGCGCUGGUCCAAUGCUGGUUUCAAUACUUUGGAACUCCGGCGUGUUUGAGAUGUGACUUGGAAGGAGCCUUCAGAGGAGAUUUGUUGGAGUCCUUUUGCCGGAGCCGCGACAUAGAGCUUUCAUUUGUUCCUGCUGAACACCAUGAAGCCACCGGCGAUGUCGAGAGAGCCAUCGGUGAAUUGAAGAAGAAAAUGCUGGCAUACCUCCGCCAGAACACCUCCGUGGAACCUCGCCUUGCAGCAUAUGAGAUGUGUGCUGCUCACAAUCGCUUCGCUCGCAUCAGUGGGUUCUCGCCUGUUCAAUGGGCUUUUGGUCGAGACCUUUCAGAAGAACCCGGUCUGGCAACUCUAAGUGCAGCAGGUGAUCCAACAUCCGAGAUGAGCCAGAACCUCCAAAGACGCCUUGAUGCCGAGGCGCAAUAUCGGAAGAUGCAAGCCAAAGCCAAGAUCUCUCGUGCUUUGAAUGCCAAGCCUGACCGAACCACUCAGUACAUCCCAGGCGAAUGCGCCAAGAUGUUGAAGGAGACUCUAGGCUAUGUGGCCAGUCACGUCGACGACUUCCUGAUUUCUGGCUCCCCAAGCAGCCCACUGUGGCAGAAGACCGUGGAAACCUUCAAGGAAGCUUUCUCUUGGAGCCCCUGGGAAUCCUCUCCCUUCACUCACUGCGGCAUUGGCGUGUCUCAGGAAGCUGAUUGGAGUUUUCGCCUGUCGCACCACACCUUUGUCGAGGAACUCCGACCCAUUGUCAUCGAAGACAAGAGUGACAAGGUGACUGCUCAAGAGAUGAAUCAAGCUCGAGCUUUGUUGGGUGCAAUGCAGUGGCGCUCAAUUCAGACAGGGCCGCAACACUCUUCGAAGGUGUCUUGGCUUCAGAGCGCACUUCCAAAGGGUGGAAAGGAUGUCCUGCACCAGAUCAACAAACUGAGCCGAGAGAUGCAUCACCAGCGCUACCUGUCCGUGUCAACUCGACAGCUUGGUGCAGAGUCCGUGGAUGACAUCGGAUUUGUUUGCUACACGGACGCAGCAGUGGCCAACCGGCCCAACUUUGCCUCGACUGGUGGACACCUGGUGGGCAUGGUUCAUCGAUCCUACCUCCAAGGGCAGAAGGGAUUCGUCAAUCCUAUCUCUUGGAGAUCACACAAGUUGGUUCGCGUGGCACGCUCUUCUUUAUCGGCUGAAGUACAGGCCAUGGCAGAAGGUGAACAAGAGUUGAUGUUUGUCAGAGCUGAAUGGUCAGAACUCCUUGGACGACCACUUGACCUUCUUCGACCUGAACGUUCGACUCAGCAUGUGCCAGCAGCGAUCAUCACUGACGCGAAGUCGGUGUAUGACUGUGUGAGCAAAGGUGACACCACCAGCUUCAACAUGAAAGAAAAAUAUACUGCCCUUGAGUUGAUGUCAGUGUUCAACCACCUUGAGGCGCAGCGGACGGCUUUGCUCUGGGUGGCUUCGGACAGCCAACUGGCUGACGGAUUGACAAAGGGAUCUGCCAGCGAGAUGCUGACCAGGUUCUUUCAAGGGCACCAAGUGUGUGCUGCUUCCUUCGACCCCGAAUUUGUCGCUGCGAAAAAGAAGAAAGGCAAGACUUCAACCCCGGCUACCUCUCCUGAACCCGAUGAGAGGGCCGAAUUCGAUGAGGACUUUUCGUGGCGCGAUUUG
This is a messenger RNA of Durusdinium trenchii, 5763 nucleotides long. NCBI's taxonomy places the organism in Eukaryota, Dinophyceae, Suessiales, Symbiodiniaceae. The record is from the annotation of a GenBank genome assembly.